AUGCAUUUCUCUUAUUUUGCCUCAGUUGUAUUGAUUGUUCCGGGAAUCAUCGCUGCUGCUCUUCCCAGCUCUAAUACACCUUCCUUACGUCCAUCACUUGUCUCUCAUGAAAAGCGACAUGCCCCUCAUACACAAUGGAUGAAGCGCGACCGAAUUGCGAGCAUGACUUUACUUCCUGUGCGUAUCGGUCUAGCUGAGGGCAAUCUCGAAAAAGGACAUGACUUCCUUAUGGAUGUCUCGCAUCCAAAAUCCUCAAAUUAUGGAAAACACUGGACAGCAGAACAGGUACAUGAAAUGUUUGCACCCUCGGAUGAAGCGAUUGAUACUGUACGAAACUGGCUGGUCGACUCCGGAAUUGCGGCUAGUCGAAUUGUUCACUCCGAUACAAAGGGGUGGUACGCAUUCGAUGCGACGACGAGUGAGCUCGAGUCACUACUCAAUACUCAAUAUUAUACAUACGAGCAUUCGUCAACUGACGAAAUAGCCGCAGCAUGUGAUGAGUACCACCUUCCAGCUUAUGUACAACCACAUGUGGAUUACAUUACUCCUGGAGUAAAACUUAUCUCCACCAAAAAGGGGCGAGUAUCCAAACGUAGCACCAAUCUGGGGAGGGAGAAGGGCCAUGGACCGUUGCGACGACCAAAGAACGCAUUCAACCCCCACCCAUACUAUGAUCCGAGCUCAUUAGCGAAUUGUGACGAAACCAUCACUCCAGCCUGUAUCAAAGCCCUCUAUCAUAUACCUCUCGCCAAUAAAGCAAAUCCCAAUAAUGCAAUGGGCAUCUGGGAAGAAGGAGACUUCUAUGAUCAAGAAGAUCUGAAUCUGUUCUUUGCGAAUUAUACCCCAUACAUUCCACAGGGUACACAUCCAAUUCCUGGUUUUGUGGAUGGCGCCGUGGCUCCAGUCAGUGUUUCUGAAGGAGGUGGGGAAUCUUCUUUAGAUUUUGAAUUGGCAUAUCCUUUAUUGUAUCCCCAGAAACUCGUACUAUAUCAAACAGAUGAUAUCAACUAUUCCAACGAAAAUCCUACCGCGGGCGCAUUCAAUACAUUUCUCGAUGCUAUUGAUGGAUCAUACUGCACAUAUUCAGCUUAUGGCGAGACUGGCGAUGACCCUGUUCUUGAUCCUGCCUACCCUGAUUCUGCAGCAGAUGGUUACAAAGGAAAGCUGAUGUGUGGUGUUUACAAGCCCACAAAUGUAGUUUCAACGUCCUACGGUGAAGCAGAAAUUGAUCUUCCCGAAUACUACAUGAAGAGACAAUGCAAUGAAUACUUGAAACUUGGCUUACAGGGACACACUUUUCUCUAUUCUUCUGGGGAUUUUGGCGUUGGCGGGGUUCCUGGUGAUGCCACAGAAAGCGGAUGCUUGGGUCCAAACCAAACCAUCUUCAAUCCUCAAUUUCCUGUUAACUGUCCAUACGUCACAGCAGUCGGUGCCACGAAAGUCUACCCGGGCCAUACAGUUUUCGAGCCCGAGAGUGCUGCCAACGAUCUAGCAGGUCAACCAUACUCUCGUGCAUACUCUUCAGGGGGAGGGUUUAGUAAUGUUUACAAUACUCCCUCGUACCAAAAAGAAGCAGUAGCCACAUAUUUCGCGAAUCACAACCCUCCUUAUGCCUACUACGAAGACAAUGCAGGUUUUAGGGCUAGUAGUGGAGUUUACAACCGCGCUGGAAGAGGUAUCCCGGAUGUUUCUGCAAAUGGAGAUAACAUUGCAACAUUCUUAAAUGGAGAAUUCACUUUGAAUGGUGGGACAAGUGCGAGCACGCCCAUUUUCUCUUCUGUCAUUAAUUUGAUAAACGAAGAACGUCUCGCGGCCGGAAAAUCUACAGUUGGAUUCAUUAAUCCAGUGCUUUAUUCCAAUCCUCAAGUUCUGAACGAUAUCACAAAUGGAAGUAAUCCUAAUUGCGGUACAGCUGGGUUUAGCGCUGUGCCUGGCUGGGAUCCUGUAACUGGUCUUGGAACACCAAAUUAUCCCAAGCUGCUGGAGUUGUUUCUCGGUCUGCCUUGA
Sclerotinia borealis F-4128 is the source of this 2007-nucleotide messenger RNA. Lineage: Eukaryota; Fungi; Ascomycota; Leotiomycetes; Helotiales; Sclerotiniaceae. The record is from the annotation of a GenBank genome assembly.